AUGGAUCUAAACCAGCUGCCACCUGACUUUGACUAUGAUUUCAUCUCAAGACAUACUGAAGAUGCAAUUGAGAGCAGUCCAAAAAAUUGCACUCAGCCUCCCCCUAUCCAGCAAGACUCCCCAAGCAUUUCUGAUGUUAGACUCUCUUUGGAAGAAACACAUUUACAAGAUGUUCAGCAAGAAAAUGCCGAUAACACACAGGUUGCUGUAGGGGAUAAUGUUGUUUCAGAUAUUACUGGACAAGUUCUGCAUGAAGAGGGUGAGGUGUGGUCUACGCCGCAAGUCCCCUAUACUGGUAUGACAUUUGGCAGUGUAGUAGAAGCAAGGGGAUACUACAAUGCAUAUGCUAAGAGAAUUGGUUUCUCAAUAAGGACAAAUACCUCGCGCAGAUCAGGAAUUACAAAAGUGCUGGAAAAAAUCCAGUUUGUCUGCAACAAAGAAGGGAAAGGGAAGAAAAGCAAAACUGAUGAAAAUACUGAGGAGCCUACAGAUGAUUCAGAUGAAGAUGAUUCUGAACAAGAUGAUCUAAUGGCUGAGUUCUAUGGCUCCAUUGAACUAGUACCGUACGUAGGCAAAGAUGUCAGUAACUUCCGAUCCACACUUCGUACCACUGAAAAGUACAAAGACAUGCAAGAAACACUAGACUACUUUGAAGAGUUGAAAGUGCAAGAUGACCCUGAUUUCUUCUACAAGUUCAAGUUGGACAAUGAUUAUAAGAUUCAGAACCUAUUCUGGGUGGAUGGUUCAGCAAGGAAGGCGUAUGAGGCAUAUGGUGACUGUGUUUCAUUCGAUACGACAUACAUGACUAAUAUGUAUGACAUGCCCUUUGCCCCCUUCAUUGGAAUAAAUAGACAUGCUCAAUCAUUCCAGCUAGGAUGCGCAUUCCUAAGGGAUGAGAAGACAGAUAGCUUUGUUUGGCUUUUCAAAGCAUUCCUUGAAGCGAUGAAAGGCAAGGCUCCCCUUAAUAUAAUAACAGAUCAGGAUGGGGCUAUGAAGCCGGCAAUUGAGCUUGUCUUCCCUAAUACAAAUCAUCGAAACUGCCAGUGGCACAUAAUGGAUAAAGCUUCUGGAACAAUUGGUCCAUACCUUUCAUCUAAUCAAGAAUUGAAGGAUGAGUUUACAGACUGUAUUAACUACAGUAUAACACCUGAAGAAUUUGAGGUGAAAUGGGAUGCUAUGAUUAAUAAGCAUGGCCUGGGGGACAUACAGCAUUUUCAGCAUUUGUAUAGCAUCAGAAAGAGUUUUGUUCAAGCGUACUAUAUGCAUUGUUUCUAUCCUUUCCUCCAAUCAACUCAGAGAAGUGAAGGGUUUAAUGCAGUGCUGAAGAGAUAUGUGAAUCCAAACUUAUCAAUAUUGUUAUUUGUGAAACAGUAUGAGAAAAUUCAGCAAAAGUGCCUUGUUGCUCAAGAUGGUCAGGACUUUAGGACUGAUGAUAAUGAACGACACACAUGGUCAAAGUACCCUAUUGAGAAAUAUGCAUCAACUGUGUACACAAAAGGUAUUUUCUAUAAAUUCUCAAAGGAAUUUGAAAAGACUGCAGAAUAUGAUGUGCAGGAGCAUGAAGUGCCCUACCAAUACAAGCUAGUACCGAAUGACAAAUUUGUUGAAGACUAUGGGACUAGGUCAUAUAUUGUGACAGCAAUUGAAGAAGAAACAAGUUACUAUUGUGAGUGCAUCAAGUUUGAUAGGGAUGGGAUAAUUUGCUGCCACAUCAUGAAGAUUUUGAUCAGAUUUGGUGUGAAGACCCUGCCUGAAAGAUACAUAUUGAAAAGAUGGACACAACAAGCAAUUCCUGUUGACACAGAUAUGUCUGCUGAUGCAAACAUUUCUGUUGAUAUUGCGGCUAGUGGUAUGUCUUUGCAGAACAAGAAAACACUGAGAUUCAGCAACCUUGCUUCUGCACUUGCAAAAUUUGCACGUGAAGGUUCAAACUCAGAUGAUGCUCAUUCUAUUGUUACUAAGCACAUCGAAAUGAUGCAAUCUGAACUUGCAGAUCUAAAGAAGAGGAAGAGUAAGAGGAAGAAAACUGUUGUUCCUAGCAAUGACUUUUCUGUUGCAAAUGUAUCUCAGUCUCUUUCUAAUGCAGCUACGACAACUUCACCUCCUGGUCAUGGCUCUACAGCUGCUAUGUCUACUCCUAACCCAAAUGUGCCUGCUCCUGCAGAUUUUCAAGAUGCUUCAUAUCCUGAUAGUUCAAGAUUAGUAAGGAAUCCGCCAAGAUCAGUAACUAAAGGGAGGAAGAAGUCAAAAAGGUUGUCUAACGGGAAGAAUGUGCAACCAAAGAGAAAGAACAAAUGCAGCAUUUGUCACUCUGAGAAUCACAAUGCUGCAAAAUGUCCUGGAAAAAUAACUAAAAGAAUCCCAAGCAAGGAGAUGCAGCUAUUCACAUGA
This is a messenger RNA of Phragmites australis (common reed), 2391 nucleotides long. Its product is annotated as protein FAR1-RELATED SEQUENCE 5-like. Lineage: Eukaryota; Viridiplantae; Streptophyta; Magnoliopsida; Poales; Poaceae. Gene Ontology annotation, molecular function: zinc ion binding. Gene Ontology annotation, biological process: regulation of DNA-templated transcription. The transcript has 2 exons. The coding region runs from base 1 to 2391 and encodes 796 amino acids. The record is from RefSeq and is a predicted model, not a curated record.